Moneuplotes crassus is the source of this 742-nucleotide messenger RNA. The record is from the annotation of a GenBank genome assembly. Lineage: Eukaryota; Ciliophora; Spirotrichea; Euplotida; Euplotidae.
CAAAUAUUAUUCCAGAAUGGAGCAUACUAAGAUACAAAUAGAGACUAAUGAUCAGUACCAGAUCGAACAGGAUGAAGAUAUCUGGGAAGCAUACACUUGAGGAUUCCUUCCUUCUGAAAGUAUCUACAAAAUCGCUAUUAAAAGUCCUUUGGAAGGACACAAAGAGGUAGUUCGUAUCUUUGAAGAUAGCCAACUUAUAUGCAGGUCUUUGCUUCACCCUCGCUGCCGAGCCUUUAAAGGGCAAAUCACAACUGAAGAUGGUCAAGAUCUGUUAUUUUCUUAUACUAAAGAAUGAGGAUGUCCAACUAUGUGCUGGAGUAGGCCUGAAUAUGAUAUCUUUGACCAUGAAAAUGUUAAAAUAGGACGAAUCAAAAAUGUUUGCAAAUUUUGUGGUAUGGAAAUUCAAAUCUUAGAUGCAAACGACGAUCUCAUUUAUACCAUCAAAUCUUCAAUGUGCCAUUGGGGAGCAGCUUGAGAACCAUUUUGUGGCAAAUGCUGUGCUCUAACUUUUGACAUCCGUGAUGAAAGAAAAGAUGGGGUAAUUACCUCUCAAUUCAAGAAAACUUCCAGAGGCUGCUGGAAAGAGCUUAUGUUCAAUGCAAAUAAAUAUGAACUGCAUAUCCCUCCAACAAUGAAUUAUAAUGAAAGAAUCAUGCUCUGUGUAGGAGUGCAUCAACUUGAUGUUCUUUGGUUUACAAUGAAAUCCCCGAGUAUUUUUUGUAUGCAUCGAUAAUCCUAUUCA